UACCUAGGUGCCAACGACGCACCACGUAAAGAAUACGACCUACGAAUAUUGGCUGCCCUCCCGUCGCCCGUCGCUCGUCUCCGACACCCAGUGGCGACGAUAACUCACGACAUUCCUCUACGGCGUCGCCGACGGGGUGGCGGCGGCGGCAAGCAAGCAAGCAGUGAAACUUGAUCGAUCGCGCGAGCGGUUCCUGCGUGCGCGUAACCAGCAGCACCACCACCUACGUGUACAACAACAGCAAGCAGGACACGGCUGUGAUGACCAAGACUCCUCCUCCGUGGCGGCGGCGGCAGCGGCAGCGGCGAAAAGGAACGCCCGGCUCGGCGUCGUCAAGUGUGACUUGGGGUGGUAUGUACUGGUGGUGUGCCAGGCCGUUAGGACGCAAUCAUUGGAUUUUGGGACCUUCACUUCCUAGUAAUACCGGCUCGGUCCGUUGCAGGGCGGCAGUUGCGGCGUGCGCGACCAAAAUGCCGAGGAAAACCGGGGCGCGGUGCUCGGCUCCCGCUGUCGAAUUUAAUUCUACGCGAGCGGGCCGCGCCCACCACACCACCAUCAAUCAAUCAAGCUGCUGCUGUUCAUUGCGCUUUCUUUCUGUCCCUGUUGUUGUUGUUGUUGUUGUUGUUGUUGUUGUUGCUGCGAAACAUGCACCCCCUGUCGGUCGUGCUCGUAAUCGUGUUACACGGCCUCGUGGAUCGCCGUGUACCUUGCGGGUGAGGCUGCGCGCCGGCGAGCCCGCGAUCGCCUUUUCCCGCCACAUCUGCUGUGGAGACGGCGCGUGCGUGCGAGCACACAAGAAGUUGGAGCGUCGCCUCUGAUUGGCUCCGUGGUGUAGAUGCUAGUGUCGGGGCCUCCGGCCGCGUUUUUGCUGUCCGUCCAGCAAGCACUGUUGUUCGUACUAGUAACCAAGUCCAGGGCGGAGUUAAGUCUCUCUCAAGGCCGAUUGCGUGGUUGGUAAUGAUGAUGAUGAUGAUGGAAG
This is a messenger RNA of Aplosporella prunicola CBS 121167, 979 nucleotides long. RefSeq lists its product as uncharacterized. Bases 261 to 818 code for a protein of 185 amino acids. NCBI's taxonomy places the organism in Eukaryota, Fungi, Ascomycota, Dothideomycetes, Botryosphaeriales, Aplosporellaceae. The transcript has a single exon. The record is from RefSeq and is a predicted model, not a curated record.